Molecule: messenger RNA, 1002 nt
Organism: Pelmatolapia mariae (spotted tilapia)
Lineage: Eukaryota; Metazoa; Chordata; Actinopteri; Cichliformes; Cichlidae
Product: lithostathine-like
Exons: 7
Coding region: 5-811 (268 amino acids)
Source: RefSeq, a predicted model, not a curated record
UGAGAUGUGCCUUGAUAUUAAAUACAAAAACAAUAAAUGUGUCCAUUUGUGUCUGAAGAAGGACGGAGAUGAAAGCAUUAGCCUGGCUUGUGAAGAUAAAAACAACUGCGAGGGCAGCUCCAGCUCCAAACCAAUGCAAAUCUUUGUCAACAACCAGUUUAUCAACACUGCACAACAAAAAAUCUGUUUGCCAUCCUCAACUCCAAACAAUAAUAAAAAAGUACAGAUUAAAUUUAAAUGUGCUCAAAACAAUGUUAGUCUAUGUGCUGAUAAUGAUAACAGUACAAAUUUGAAUCUCUACCAGGAAGCAAAAAGUUGGAUUGAUGCGAUGGAGCACUGCCAGAGAGGAAAUUCCUCCGUAGUUGAAAUUACCAACCAGAGAGAUAAUGAUAAAUUAAAGGGGCUGUGGAAAUAUGCCAAAGACUUAAAGAGUGGGCUGUGGAUUGGCCUAGAACGGUCAGUUUUUGGCAAAAAUCCUGAGUGGAAGUGGAUUUCAGGAUCUAAAGUAGAGUAUCAUCAGUGGAACAACAGCUAUCCUGUCAACUCCUUAAACUACAACUGUGGAAAGAUCAUCUUGGUUAAUGAGACAAACGAAAUCAAGUGGAUGAAUGCCAACUGUCACGACAAAUUGCCUUUCAUCUGUAAAAGUUUGAAUGAAAUACCCUGCCAUAAUAAUGUAACUACACUGCAUGCAGAGAUUUGCAUGGACCAUGAUGAACAGUCUACAUCACAAAUCCCCUGGGAUGAUUGCAAAGAAUGUCUCAAUAUCCCCACAGUUGAGAUGAAAACACUAAAAGAAAUUCCACAAUAAUGGAAAGAAAUAGUGAUUGUGUGCUCUGUGGACUGGGAUGCAGUCAGAUGCUGAGGUCAUGGCAUUCCGAUUCCUGGCAUCCAAGAGCUUGUGAUAUAGAAUGUGGAAAGAGCCUAAGCUGGUGCUUGGUUUUUUGUACAUAACGUUUGUGCUAUCUGUAUGUACACUACAUGGAUAUCUUUCUGCAAUCC